AGGAAAUAAUGGAAUAUUUGGGAAAAAGGGUCUUUUAUUUAACAUGAUUUUUCUGAAAAUAACAUUUUGAUACAGAUGACAUAUUUAACAGGAAUAGGACUCCAUGACAGCAUUAAAAGAAAUGCAGAAAAACAUGGCGUUGAACCUGGAAGUUAUUUGGCUGAUCUGUGUCCAUAUUUAAGCAGUUGGAUUUUGUCAAGUAAAAGCGAUAACACUAAUAAAUCCUACUUUAACGCUUUUAAGAGAUGGGAAAAUUUCAUUAAAGUUCAAGAACAUAGUGCGUUACCGGCAAGUCCUACGCAUGUGGCAUUAUACCUGACGGAUUUGUUACAGAACGGAUCAUCUCAACAGUUACACCCUGUGAACGUUGCCGUGUAUGCGAUUAAGUGGGCUCACGAAUGUGCAGGUUUACCAGAUCCAACGAAGAAUUCCUACGUUACAUCUCUACAAGAAGCCGCAAGACGGAAAGCUAGUCGUGUUGUCCAGAAAAAAGAGCCUAUUACCAAGGAUGUGUUAAUUGAACUUUGUGAUAAAUUCGUUGAUGAAAAUGAUUUGCUAAUUGUCAGAAAUCUUACUAUGAUUUUAUUUUGUUUCGCUGGUUUUCUUGGGUUUGACGAAGUUAUUUCCUUAACAUUUAAUGAUGUGCUUGUACAUGAUGAAUAUCUUGUGCUUUCUAUUACAAAAUCAAAAACAGAUCAGUACAGACAAGGAAGCGAAGUCCUGGUUGCUAAAGGUUCAACGUCUGCAUGUCCUGUCAAUAUGUAUAAGAGAUAUUUAGAACGUUUGGGAAUUCAUUCUUUAAGGGCAGGUGGGGUGACUGUGGCAGCAAAUUCAAAUGUGGAUGAGAGAUGUUUGAAAAAGCACGGUAGAUGGAGAAGUGAUAGUGCCAUUGUAGAUUCUUUGGAUAAACGACUUAUGGUAUCAAGGUCAUUGAAAUUAUUUUAUUAAUAUUAUUAUUCACAGUUGUUUACACCCCUUUCUUUGUGUUUUUCUAGAGCAAUCACGGCUGGCUGUCAGGCAUUGUAUGUUUGGGUUGUGUUGUAUUUUAA
Messenger RNA from Saccostrea echinata, 1049 nucleotides. Its product is annotated as integrase/recombinase xerD homolog. The transcript has 2 exons. Gene Ontology annotation, molecular function: DNA binding. Gene Ontology annotation, biological process: DNA recombination; DNA integration. The record is from RefSeq and is a predicted model, not a curated record. The coding region runs from base 76 to 948 and encodes 290 amino acids. NCBI's taxonomy places the organism in Eukaryota, Metazoa, Mollusca, Bivalvia, Ostreida, Ostreidae.